AUGCUGGGCGCGACGCCGCCGCCCCAGGGCGGGUCGCCCUUCUCGCCCUUCCGGGACUACGAGUACCUCACAAUGGACUUUGGCACGCGCAGCCACGUUGAGAGUGUGAGCCUCUACAUGAAUGCCAACCAAACGCUGCUCCUCGACUCGGUCAAAUCGCUUCAAACGGGCCUUGGCCAGCUCCCGGCUGUGGGCGACGGCCACGAGAUGCCACCGUCAACGCGCUCGAGGCGCCUCUGUGCCCAGUGGCGCUGCGACAUGCAGCUCUGGCAGCGUCUUCGCUCCAACUGGGACGCGUCCGUGCUCUGGGCGACGCUGGUCGCGAUCCUGCUCAUGCUCGCCGCCGCCUUCGCGCUCACAUACAUCAUCGACGAGCAGCGGUACACAAACAUCCACUUUGGCGCCCACAUGCUCUGCCUCCUGCCAGAGUGGAACGCCACGGUCAAGGACACGGCGAGUGAAUCCAACAUCAAGAUGCUCAGCACGAUCCUUACGCUCGGCAACUACCUCGUCAUCUUUGUCGUCUCGGCCUUUCUCGCUGUGCAGUGCAGGGCGACGCGACGCAAGAUCCUCGCCAACCCCAACAACACCAAUCUCACGUCCGUGUUUGUCUUGCCAUGCUACGACAUGGUGUGGUUCACGCUCCUCGUCGUCGCUGUCUACAGCAUAAGCGUCAUGGCCGUCUCAAUCACUGUUUCUAUGCAGACGAUCUGGGCCCACCGCGGCGCCGCCUGCUUUCUCAUCUACCUCCCGACCUCGUGGAUCAUGCAGCUCCUUCCGAUUCUCAUGGUGCAGAAAUCUAUUUCCAAGGCAGCCGUGCAGCGCUCUAUGCUUCUCUCGGGCGCCGUCAGCGCGGUCCUGCUCAGCGUCAUGGUGCUGGACAAGGGGCACAUUGCGAUCUUCUUUAUCGUCUUCCACGCCGUCUCGAUCGGCUUUUACACGUGGGCCAAGUUCAUUAGCUUCUCGCGCGCGUCCUUCGACUACAUUUACAUUGUGCUUGUCGCGUCGUCCCUCGUCGGCAUUCUACCGCCCGUGAUGCUCUUGAUCCGGUCGCCGGACGAAGAUGACAUGUACUACUACCUCUACGUGACUGUGACAGUCAUCGGCAACCUCAUCGACUGCUUUGGCAUUCUUGGCAUCAUGCUCACCUUGCGCGCCGACACCAAGUACUGGCUCGGCAUCGACUACAACUCGCUGCACACCAAAGAUCCGGCCAAGUUGUACCUCCGCCUCAUUGCAGAGAGAGGCAUGGUCUCUUCCUUCUCGACGCGCACGUCUGUCUACGACGUCCACUACAUGAUCGAAGAGUUCAAGAAGAGCAUGGUUGACUUUUCGCUCUUGGACCUCGAGUCGGUGGUCGCCCAAGGCGCAACCGCGGUUGUGCUCCGUGGCUCGAUGCAGCGAACGCUACGCGACGCAGUGCCCGUCGCCAUCAAGAUGUACACGUCGCUCUUCGUCACGGACGACGACGUGCGCCGCUUCUCCAAGGAGACGUCGCUCAACAUUGGCCUCUCGCACCCCAACAUUGUGCGGUUUUACGGGCUCUGCGUCGUACCGCCGGCCAUCUGCUUGGUGUUCGAGUACUGCGAAUGGGGGUCGCUCGAACUCGUCUUGCUCGCGCAAAACCGCUCGACGACCGAGUGGGACCUCCCCACAAAACUCAAAGCGUGUUUGGACGCAUGUCGCGCGGUCGCAUACCUCCACAGCUUUAGUCCACCGCUGCUGCACCGGGACAUUAAGACAGCCAACUUUCUCCUAGCCUCGGACGCGAUGCUCAAGCUCAGCGACUUUGGCGAGAGCAACCUCAUGCGGCCCAAGAACGACGGCACGAUGACGGUCGUCGGUAGCGUCGAUUUCAUGGCGCCUGAAAUGAUCUCGGGGGGCCGGCCGGCAUCAGCCGUGUAUGGCACGGCGGCCGACGUGUACAGCUUGACGAUGACGCUCUGGCACAUUCUGGCGCCGGGUCGCAAUCCGUGGAAAGGCCGAUCGCACUUUGAAGUGUAUACGGAGGUGACGCAAGGCCGCCGGCCGACGAUUCCGCUGACGCUGCCACCCGACUGCGUCGAUUUACUCGAGAACGGGUGGGCGGCGGACCCGGCCAAACGCCUCUCGGUGCAAGAGAUUGCAGCGCGUUUCCAAACCUUGUGGCUCCUCGCGAGUCAUCGGCAACACCUGCCGCGCACAGGUCGUCUCCAAUGCGGGUCGUUGGACUAG
This is a messenger RNA of Saprolegnia diclina VS20, 2214 nucleotides long. RefSeq names its product TKL protein kinase. The record is from RefSeq and is a predicted model, not a curated record. NCBI's taxonomy places the organism in Eukaryota, Oomycota, Saprolegniomycetes, Saprolegniales, Saprolegniaceae. The transcript has 11 exons. Gene Ontology annotation, biological process: protein phosphorylation. Bases 1 to 2214 code for a protein of 737 amino acids. Gene Ontology annotation, molecular function: ATP binding; protein kinase activity.